Molecule: messenger RNA, 4125 nt
Organism: Linum tenue
Lineage: Eukaryota; Viridiplantae; Streptophyta; Magnoliopsida; Malpighiales; Linaceae
Source: the annotation of a GenBank genome assembly
CUGUUCAGGCAUUUACGGAUCUACCCAGUCUUUCUAUCAAGGAGGCAACAAGACGUAGCAAGCAGCGAACAGAAGCCCAGUCUCCGCCAGCCUCGUCACUACUGAUAGCUCGGCCACCGUCUCCGGCGCUGCGAUCACCGCAGGGAAAAGUAUCGGGAAGAUGAAUUCGGCGACACCGACGACGGAAGAUUUUUCCUCCCUACCGCUAGAAUUCGUCGAUUUCCCUCCUCUUCCUAGCCUUUCCUCCAAUGCCAUUCCAACCCCAUCCCCGAACCCAACUUCAAGCGUCGACUCCGAUGCAUCUCCUAACCCCAACCGAUUCCUCUCCUUCUCCGUACCCAAGAAACGCCGCCGUGGCCGGCCCACUCGUUCUGCGUCAGCUGCUCCUACUUCCUUUCGACUUCCACAGGUUCCCUUUUUACCGCCUAAGAACAACAUCAACGGGGAGAGCAUUAUUAGCCCUAAUCCGAAUUCCAGCUCGUCAAGGCCGCCUGUUACCGACAUUGCUGAGGAGAUCAUCGUUAUAAACAGAGAAGCCACAGCGGAGGCGUUAACUGCGCUCUCUGCUGGGUUCCCCGCCGAUUCUUUGACGGAGGAGGAAAUUGAGGCUGGCGUGCUUCCGGUGAUCGGUGGGAUCGAGCAGGUAAAUUACACGCUUAUUAGAAACCAUAUUAUUGCGAAAUGGCGAGAGAAUAUAAAUGCCUGGAUUACGAAAGAGAUGUUCUUAAAUUCGGUGCCGGCACAUUGUCAUGGACUCUUGGAUUCUGCUUAUGACUACUUGGUUUCCCGCGGGUACAUUAAUUUUGGGGUAUCGCAAGCCAUCAAAGAAAAGUUUCCUUCAGAGUUUGGUAAGGCGAAGGUGAUCAUCGUUGGUGCUGGGUUGGCUGGGCUGGCUGCGGCCAGGCAGUUAAUGAGGUUAGGGUUUAGGGUUACGGUUUUGGAAGGGAGGAAACGGCCCGGUGGGAGAGUUUACACUAAGAAAAUGGAAUUGGAAGGGGGUGGAGCGAAUAGAGUUAGUGCUUCAGCAGAUUUAGGAGGAAGUGUGUUGACUGGAACUUUGGGUAAUCCUCUAGGAAUUCUGGCAAGGCAAUUGGGGCAUACUUUACACAAGGUGACUGAUAAGUGUCCUCUUUAUGCACCUGAUGGGAAGCCAGUUGAUCUAGAUACAGACAUGAAGGUUGAGGCAGCAUUUAAUCGAUUGUUGGAUCAGGCAAGCAGGCUGAGGCAGUUGAUGGGGGAUGUCUCUGUUGAUGUAUCGCUGGGAGCAGCCUUAGAGACUUUCAGGCAGGUAUAUGGAGAUGCUGUGAAUGAGGAGGAGAUGGGCCUGUUCAAUUGGCACUGUGCAAAUUUGGAAUAUGCCAAUGCAGGUUUGCUGUCAAAACUUUCCCUAGCAUUUUGGGACCAGGAUGAUCCAUAUGAUAUGGGAGGGGAUCACUGUUUUGUGCCUGGGGGGAAUGGAAGGUUGGUUCAUGCUUUGGCCGAGAAUGUUCCUAUCUUGUAUGAAAAGACGGUGCACACCAUCAGGUAUGGUAGUGAUGGUGUGCAGGUUGUUACUGGGGGUCAGACUUUUGAGGGCGAUAUGGUAUUGUGUACAGUACCUCUUGGUGUUCUGAAGAAUGGGUCAGUAAAGUUUGUUCCAGAAUUGCCACAGAGGAAGCUUGAUGGAAUAAAGAGGUUGGGAUACGGAUUAUUGAACAAGGUUGCAAUGCUUUUCCCUUAUGUGUUUUGGGAAAAUGAUCUUGAUACAUUUGGCCAUUUGACUGGCCAUUCAAGCGCAAGAGGGGAGUUCUUCUUGUUCUACAGCUAUGCCACUGUUUCUGGUGGACCACUCUUGCUAGCACUUGUAGCUGGAGAAGCUGCCCUAAAGUUUGAGAGUAUGCCUCCAGUGGAUGCUGUCUCUCAUGUUCUUCAGAUUCUUAAAGGUAUUUAUGAACCACGAGGAAUCAAUGUCCCGGAGCCUAUACAAACUGUAUGUACAAGAUGGGGUAGUGAUUCCUUCUCUCUGGGGUCUUAUUCCAACGUGGCUGUUGGAGCAUCCGGAGAUGAUUAUGAUAUAUUGGCAGAAAGUGUGGGAGAUGGAAGACUUUUCUUUGCUGGGGAAGCCACCACUAGGAGGUACCCCGCGACUAUGCAUGGAGCUUUUCUUACUGGCUUAAGGGAAGCUGCUAAUAUUGCAAACUUCGCUAGUGCUAGAUCCUCGAGGAUUAAGCUUAAUCGUACUCCAUUUAAGAACGCUCAUGCUUGUGCUUCACUUCUAGCAGAUUUAUUUAGGGAGCCUAAUAUCGAAUUUGGUAGUUUUGCUGUUAUAUUUGCUCGAAAUGAUUCGGAUUCCAAGUCAGCAGCAAUUUUGAGGGUUGCAUUAAGUGACCCUCAGAAGAGGAGUCAAGAAGGUGCUAGGCCGGAUCUACUGCAUUCCAAUAAGUUGCUCUUUAAGCAGCUGCAGUCACACUUCAACCAGCAACAAGAGCUUCAUGUGUACACUCUAUUAUCAAAACAACAGGCACUUGAGCUGAGAGAGGUCAGAGGAGGUGAUGAUGUGCGGUUGAGUUAUCUAGAUGAGAAACUUGGGGUAAAGCUAGUUGGAAGAAAAGGUUUGGGGCCUACGGCUGAUUCUCUCAUUGCUUCCAUCAAAGCUGAGAGGGGCAGUCGCAAAGCAGCUUCUACUUGUAUAGCUCUAAAAUCAGGAAUUUCUAAGCUGAAAACGGGUACUUUAAAGCGAAAAUUGAUCAGGAGGGCGAAAAUAGUGAGCAACAGCAAGUUGGCACGUCCCUUCAAUUCGAACAUGGUAAAAGUGUCUGAAGGAAUCAAGGCAAUGAAUCAGGCUCCUCGUGAAAUGAUAGGUGUAGAGGGAUAUAGUAAGACCUGAAUUGCAUGGGAGAAGACCAAGUGGCAUGUUGAAGGCACCUUACCGCUGAGGUCCUAUCCGUGGAUCUGUCACCCUGUUCCUUGAACAUACUGCAACAGAUCCGAACUCCUCUUCUUCAAUCUGUCAACUAGCAGAAAUCAAGAUCUUCCCUGAACUCAAAACAAUUGAAGGAAGUUGUGGAAUACGUAGAUGGGAUAGAUGGUUGAAAAAGGAAUUUUUGGUCGUCUUAUCUACUUUGAGCUGCUCAAGUUCCUUUACCUAUAACCCUCUAGAGUGCAGCUUGGUGAGCUGGGUGAUCUAUUGUCAAGGCUACUAGAGAAACUAAAUCAGGUGAAUGGAGGAGAUUGCACACUGAUGAUGUACAGUUGAGCAUCUAUCGACACUCCUUGAUCAGCCGGAGCUCGCAUUGGAGAUUGUGGAUGCAGCCAGAGACUUGGUAAAUGGUGACUUUGGGUACCAGGCUUCCACCAAGGAUCUACAUUCAUGGCAAAUUGAGGCCAACAUUGGCGAAUCAUGGUCAGACGACCGGUUGCAAAAUCUGCAGAACCCUUCCCCUGCCGGCUGCAGCCCGCCGUCGUUUCCUUGCAAAGGCGUCCACCCUGAUCUCUCAGCCAGAGUUUCCAUUGUUACUCGACUCGCAAGGAGCUUUCUGUCCUCGACCAGCGCGGAAAAUAACAAGGCUCGCUCUUGCUUCCUCAAAAUCUCGAGACCAAGAUGGUUAUUCUACCUCCAGUUAGGCCACCUAGAAUCACAGAGUAUCUGAAGCCCUACGUGCUACUGAUGCAUUUCAGCAACAAGUUUGUGACGGCAACAGUGAGGCACUCACCAACUGCAACAGUAGCGUCUUCGGCGAGCUCACAAGAGAAGGCCCUUAGGUCGGCCAUGGAAAAUACUCGAGAUGUAGCUGCUGCUGCCAAGAUUGGGAAGCUACUUGGCGAGCGCCUGCUGCAGAAGGGCAUACCUGCUGUUUCUGUUUUGCUGAAGAGGGAACAGAAGUAUCAUGGAAAAGUAAAAGCUAUUGUCGAUUCGGUGCGGGAAGCUGGUGUCAAGCUUGUUUAGAUUGGCUACUGCUAUAUCAGUAUGUUACUCGUCGGAGUAGUUCCAAUAACUUGUUUCUCCUAGCCCUUUUUUACUAGGACAAGAUCUAUGUGAAAACUGCUUUAUGCAUUCCAUGUCAUUACGUUGACUAAUGACGAGGAGUUUACAUAUCUUCAUGUGCUGCGCCUUUUCGCACAACUGAUUCAAUGUAUCUUAGUGAA